This is a messenger RNA of Myripristis murdjan (pinecone soldierfish), 818 nucleotides long. RefSeq names its product synaptophysin-like 1 (gene sypl1). The coding region runs from base 41 to 760 and encodes 239 amino acids. The transcript is spliced from 5 exons. The record is from RefSeq and is a predicted model, not a curated record. NCBI's taxonomy places the organism in Eukaryota, Metazoa, Chordata, Actinopteri, Holocentriformes, Holocentridae. Gene Ontology annotation, cellular component: synaptic vesicle; synaptic vesicle membrane.
UAGGGAACAAGGAUAAAGAUUUAGGAUCUGGGGCAAAAUCAUGAUGACUGGAUUUCGGCUGAACUUGUCGCCUCUGAAGGAGCCUCUGGGCUUCGUCAAACUGGUGGAGUGGCUCACAGCCAUCUUUGCAUUUGGAAGCUGCGGCGGCUUCUCAGGGAGGAACAUCGUCUCUCUGGUCUGCGGCGAUGGGAAGAACGAAACUCUCAAUGCGACCUUUCACUAUCCGUUUAGGUUAAGCCAGGUGCGGCUGGUGGACGGCAACACCACUCUGUGUAACCACUCGGUCACGACGACACACCUGAUGGGAGACUCGUCCUCCUCGGCGGAGUUCUUUGUGGGCGUCGCCGUCAUCUGCUUCCUGUACAGCAUGGUGGCUCUGCUGGUCUAUCUGGGCUACAUGCACGUCUACAAGGACUCCGACUUUGGACCCAUGUUUGACUUUGUGGUGACAGCGGCCUUGGCCAUCUUGUGGCUGGUGUGCUCGUCCGCCUGGGCCAAAGGCCUGCAGAACGUGAAGGACGCCACGGACACCGACGGCAUCGGCGCCACGCUGGCACUCUGCAAGGGGAGCAACGUCACCUGCGAGGUCACGGAGUUCGCCAGCAUGCGCACCCUCAACAUUUCUGUGUUGUUUGGCUACCUCAACAUGUUUGUGUGGGCGGGCAACGCCUGGUUUGUGUACAAGGAGACGCGCUGGCACUCUCAGAAAUACUCCUCUCAGCCUGGGCCUGCACGGCAGCAGGUCCCUGCACCCAUCUAACAUGUAACAGACACACACACACACACACACACAUACACACACACACACACACACACAC